ACUCCGCUUAAUUAAAGAGCGAGAUUGCGACUAACUCCCAAAACUUUAUCAAUUCAUGUCAGCGAUUAAUCGUUUGAAAUCACCAGCGUCAAUGAACAGUACAAGCAGGUGGGGAAACCCAGUAAACAGUGCGUUAUGGCUGGAUAACCAAUCGAGGCGGCGGUGAAAUACGUUCCCUGUGAGAACGACUUGGUGCGUCACUUCUCCGUUCCAGUAGGUGGCGCAGGUCACACGAGCAGGUGGCACACGAAGAAGAAGCCAACAGCACGGAGACAGCCUUACUUGCCUUCAACUAUGGAGGAACGAUUUGCCUUUCUCACUGAGUGGUAUGACCCCACGGCCUCUCUUGUAAAGCGCUACCAGCUCUUUUAUUACCCCAGCAGUAACUCUGUAGAAAUGUACGAUAUAAAAAACCAGCGGAUGUUUUUGAGAAGGAGUAAAUAUGAUGGCCUAAAUCUAGACGACCUUUUUGUUGGAAAUCGAAUUACUAUAUUUUCACGUCAGUUGAGUGUGAUUGAUUAUGGAGAUCCGUACACUUCAAAAAGACUCGGCAGCAAAAAAGAGAGAACUGUGGCUCUAAUAAAGCCUGACGCAGUGUCAAAGAUUGGCGAUAUCCUCGAGAUGAUCUACGCUGCCAACUUAAUUCUGACCAAAGCCAAGAUGACACGACUCACAUGGUUCCAAGCAGCAGACUUCUAUGCAGAGCAUCAGUCCAAGUCUUUCUACAAUAACCUGGUGCAGUUUGUGUCCUCGGGCCCUGUGGUUGCCAUGGAGCUUAUGGGCAAUGAAGCCAUCUCAGUGUGGAGGAAGCUGCUGGGACCCACCGACUCGUCCAUAGCAAAGAUUGAAGCGCCCGCUUCUGUCCGUGCCAAGUUUGGGACAGACAACACACAGAAUGCAGGACAUGGCUCGGAUUCAGUUGCUGCUGCUGCUAGAGAGUCGGAAUUUUUCUUCCCGACCACUGUUGGCCGAGGUCCCCCAAACACUGCUGUAUUAACAGACUCCACAUGUUGCAUCAUCAAACCUCAUGCCUUAUCUGAAGGUCUGACAGGGAAGAUAAUCAACUCCAUAUCAGCCGAAGGCUACAAAAUAACUGCCCUUCAAAUGUUCAGCGUGGACCAGGUCAGCGCAGAAGAAUUCUUUGAAAUUUACAAAGGCAUUGUUACGGACUACACUAGCAUGGUCACAGAGUUGUGCUCGGGACCCUGCAUGGUGCUGGAGGUCCAGGGCAAGGAUGUGACCACAUCAUUCCGGGACUUCUGUGGCCCCUCUGAUCCAGACAUGGCUCGCCAUCUUCGGCCCACCACACUCCGAGCUCUCUACGGGAAGGACCGAGUGAAGAACGCGGUUCACUGCACGGACCUCCCGGAGGACAGCCCGCUGGAGGUGCAGUAUUUCUUCAAGAAUCUGGAUGACUGAGCACUUGUGAGCCUCACUCGCCAUUCAUUACUUUAAACAGACUCCAUGUCCGUACUCGCUCGACACUGUCACCAUAGGGACUGAAGUUAAAUAUUGUAUGUAUUGUAUACAUUUUAAAAAACGUGUUAUUGCUGCUUUUUCAAGACUCAAAAAUCGUGAAUAAACCAAACAAACGUCCGAAUCUGUAGAGCGAGGACUAUUACAAUAUGGCGCACUUGCGCUAGCUGUCGCUUCAUUCGAGCACAGAGUUUGUGUCAGGCAUGCAAAAUGGAGGCCUGUACCUCAUAAUGCACUGCAACAGUCUGAAGAACCAAGCGCUGAUGACUAGCAUACCUGACUAAACAGGUCAUUCUAUACAUUUGUUUUGAGUUUCACACAAACAACUUUUUUGAGGAAAAGUCAGAACUUGAAUCUGUCUUUGAAUGUUUUAAUAACACCAGGAUUGACACGUGCCUCAGUUUCCUGUUUAUUGUUUCAGAGUUAUGAUUAAAUAAAGUGACAAGAGCAGACUCCUGAAAAGGCUUUUGAUCUUCAACAUUGAAUUUAAGUCAUUUCACACCGACUAUGCAUCUUAUUACAGGGAUACUGAAUUGCCUCUGAUAUUCUAACCUUUGACCAGCGACUUUGGUUUUUGGAUUCAUUACAUGACACUUUGAAAAAAAAAUGUACAACUGCAUAAAUAUAAAAUUCUUCCACCAUGAAAAUGGCUAAAACAUUCAAUAGUAAGUGUCACCACAUGGUGUGAUGUCUCCAGCAAAAGGAAAAAAAAAAAAAAAAAAAAAGAUUUUCAAGAGUUGCCACUGUUUCUUCGAGGCUGGACCCACAAAAAAAAGCACUAAACUACCAAAUAAAGAUAGAAACAGAUGUAUCAAACAGACAAGUUGUUAAUCCAGAUAAACUACAAAGAAAUGUGUGUGAAUGCAUCCUUCCACAUUCUGGGUGAAGAAAACGUUUUCCAUGGAGCGCAGUCAUUAUCAGACAUCGGCCUUAAAGGUUCAGAGUACCGUGCUAGUAUUUCAGUUAGUCAGAGCACUUUUAACACACUCCACACGCACACACACACACACACACUCACGCUCACACAUCAACUAAUAUGGCUGCACACAGACACAAACACACCUUGGACCACUAAAGCUGACAUAAGACAGAGGAGAUUACGGGAGACGGGACGACAACACCGGACUCUAAAAUAUAUUUAAGCACAUCAGGAUGGAACACUGCGGGGACAGAAAUGCACUAGCUACGCGUCAGUAGUGGAAUUGCAGUUUUACAGUAAUAGAUGAACACAUCCCAUGGCUCAAGGAAUAUUUUCAUUUACAGUAGAAUAAAUAUUUGCUAUUGCUACUCUUGUAUUUUUACAUUCUAACCCUGGACAGACACACGGAAGAAGCCUAGUGUAAAGCACACAGAUUAAGUGUAGGUCCUGUAUAUCAUGAAUGUUCAAAGACUAGUGGUGUUUCAAAUCUGAACUCUUUUCAAUCUCUACAUUUCAACAUGAGAGUGCGCGUCAUGGCUGAGGUCACGAGGUGAUGGUGAAUUUUACAUCAAAGCGUCCCUGGUAGCGGUCCUUCUCGUUGUAGUCGAUGUUCUCGCCGUACACUUUGCACUCGAUGCGCAGCUCCUCGUUCAGGGUCAGGUUGGUGAACUGGAUGGCCACCAGCGGCUGAAGGUAGUCUGGGUGGAGCACUUUGCCGUAGUAGGGGUAGUACUGCAGGGGGAAGCCGCCGCCGCCGAUGCCAAAGUACUUGAUCUCUCCGAUCUUGUCGAAGUCCUCGUCUCUCUGUAACCACAGGGGCCGCUGUUAAACGCCACUCGAAUCGAUUCAAGCACUGCACUUGCGUGUGUGGGGGGUGGGUCGACGUCACAUGGCAACCCCUGAGCUUUGUCAUAGCUACGUUUGGCUUUAGAUAGAACCUCAGCCAGUAUCGUCGACGUCCAUUUCAAUAUGACUGUGAUCUGCGUUUUGUUCAACCAUGCAGUGGUAUUGAACGAUACCGAGGUCUAAAAAGGCACCCAAGCUUGACCUUGACAACAGAGUCUUGUGAAAGUGAAACGGUUAUCUGCUUGGGUGAUUGUCCUUAGCAAUGUUUGAGCGCUUGUGAAAGACCCUCUCUGGGCUUAACAAAUGAGCAAUAAGCCCAAUUAUUAACCAACUCCACUGCCCUUCAGCCUCAAGCACAUUUUUGUGACGUCGUUCUACUCCCUGCUUACGGCUCUUUUACAAGUUCUCUCAUUGUAACAAAGGUUUAAGUGCCUUUAACUUGGAGUCAAGGACAGACUUUUAGCAAACACUACUAAACCACAGAGGUCCAAAAGCUGUUUUCAAAGAGAACUGGACCGUAUGAGACGCAGUUUUGUGGGAGCCAACACUCUACUGGAAACUGCUUGAGCCCUAUAAAAAAUGUGGGCUAAGUUAGUUGAACCACAUUAGAGGACGACUCGUUCCCGCUCCUGAAGCUUCACAUUACCCCUAGCGUUCAGUAGACUUUUGCGUCCAUUGAUGAUGCGGGGAGAAGUCGACGCGCUUCACUGGUGGGUUUCCCCUCCUGUGUGGUGAUCCAUGAGGUGUUGGGCUUUGCUUGAUCUACUUUAUUUACUUUACAUCAGGGGUGGGGAAUUUCGUAAAGGCCACAUUACAUACAGUGACUGUUGUGGAGCCAAAGUUAUAAAUUUAGAAGUUUAACAAUGCCAUUGUGUUAUUUACUUAAAAUGUAUUGUUUUAGUACAUAUAUGUGUAUUGUCAUUGUAUAUCAUGACUGUCAACAUUAUAUUUUACAAGGUUUUUUACUACUUUAGUUUUAUUAUCUUAGUAUUACUAGCUAUAUAAAGAUAAGAUUCAAACCUAAAUAUAACUACAUUUUAUCUAUGUAUUUUUGAGUCAACAUAAAUGAGCGCCACCUGAUGGCAUUAUCCCAAUAUCCACAGGAAACCACAAUGAGUACAACAGUACGUUAUUUGAACUGUAAUUACACCACUUACAAUGACAAUAACACCAGGAAAGAAGCAGGUGACUAAAGACUAGAGUUGCUGUCAACUACAACACAAAAUUGUUACAAUUCCACACACUCACGAGGCGAACCCCUGUCCCAGCGUUGUUCAAGUGUUACAGUCGAGUAGGUCUCAACACUGAACACUUACCUUGUUUUUGCAGUGGAUGGGAAUCAGGUUGGGUAGAAGUUUCGUCUGAACGGACAGUGGCAGCGUCUGAUUAGCGGGAGCCUGAAAACAGACAGAUGAACGGUCAAACUUCCUGCUUCUCCAUGGCCAACACUCCACACCUGGGUGCUAAGGAGUCAAGCUCUCAGGCCUUUGAUGUGAAUCAUGCUAAAACGAAGAACAGAAACGCUGGAUAUGGAGAGGAUGAUAAACUGAUAUCUAGAUGCAGUGGUGCGGGGACUUUUCAGCUGUGCCACACCAUGGGGUGAUUUUUGAAAACCUUAGAAAUGAAGAGUCAUCGUUCGCACUUUACUACAGCAGGCUUCUUCUUCUUCAUUCUCUGAUCUGACCACACACACUACAACAUUCAUGUCACCUGACUUCACUCUGCCUUUAGAGCGGCUUCAGGAAAUGGGCAACAGUUGACUCCACCGCUAUCACAAUAGGAUCAAGUGUGAUAGUGAGAACUGCAGCUGGUCACUUCCAGCCAGUCAUGUCAGCCACUCGUGAAGCUGCCGCAGCAGUUGGAAGAGGUGCAGUCCAGUGAACGGCAGUGUCAAUGCUCUAGAUGAGGACAGGAACUGACCCUUGGUUUGAAGUUGACAAUCCUGUUCAGCUUGACGAUGAGGCAGGGCUUUCCCUCAGCGAAACCAAAGGUGGGGUCGCUCUCCCCUGAGCAGGUGGAGAGCCAGGACUUGGAGAAACGACAGGCCCUCCUCCUGCUUUUGUCAUUCUCUAUGGUGCCGCGGUCCUUGUAGUACUGGGGUUCAUCUGCAGAGGGGCAGAGCAGGAGCCUGUUAGCGUCAGCCAGGCCACGACAGGAGCAAUGAUCAUCUCCGUCUAUUGCUCUCUGUCAGCGAGGUAGACUCCUCUGCCAUAUGCCGUAUGAUUCACUGAUACUUGCCUCCACAAUCUUCAUAUUUGGAAUCAUCAGCCUGAGCUAUGUCAUUAUAGGGCUCCAGAAGUUUGUUCAUGCUCUUGGUGUACUUGUCAUAUGUGUUCGGAUCACUCUUUUUGAAGGAAAUCUCGGCCUUCUCAGAGCGUGGGGUGUGCGAGAGACCUGGGGGAGGCAAGUGGAGACGACAGUCAGGACAUAUAGAAGAAGGUAUCUUCACCAAACUAUUUCCAAUAAAAGACACAGAGAUGCCACACAGAAAUUCAUGUAUUCGAAGGAACACCAGAAGCAUGAGAAUAUAAAUAUCUAUAAUAUAUGCAAAAAGCCAAAAGGACUUUUGGUCUUCGAGGAGCCACGGAUGGUGACGAAUGAUUUUAAUAGAAGCAUUCGGGAGAUUAAUCUUAAAAUGUCACACAAAAACGUGUCAAUGAAGCCGAUCACUAAGAAAAUAUUUUCAGGAGAAAUGCAAAAUACAUUUCAGAGACACUACAGAGGGCUUUUUAGAGGGUUUGUAAAAAAGUAGAUGUGUCGUGGGAAGUAAAUGUCGCCCCAGUGUUGUGUAGUCACAGUGCCAUCACUGUACACACGGUGAGGUCUUGGGGGUUUCCUCACGUGGUCCCUGUCAGCUUGACAGCAGUAAUUUUCCACAGACCUUGUGCUGAAGGCGUGUCCCUGACACGCUGGUCGGCCCUCAGCGCACACAUUUAAGGGCCAUCUCUUGUAAUCUGUCGCGUUAUUUUAAGUCACUGGACUGAGUGCGAGACACUUUUACACACUGACAGUGGAAUGAGAUUCAGAACAGACUCGUGAAAAUUCACCAGACUCCUGCCCCCACCCAACCCGCAAGUGUGACUCUCUCUCAAUGGAAACUUUUAGCCUCCGAAUGAGAGGCGGGCUCGUAAAGAAAAAAAGAGAGAAAAAAAAAAGUCCCCACUUCCUUUAUCAUACUGGAAACUCACUUCAGAACUACAGUCCGACCUGCUGCUGAGUGAGUGGCGGCUGCUGUGACAGGAAAACCAUCCCGUGUGUAUGAGUCCUUUUACAAUUGCUGCUAAAAAUAUAUCCAAGGCUGAAACAUGUGCAGGUCGAACGAGACCAGGCCAGCCACUUAAAUCUCUGAGCUCUGUCCGCCUGCUAUGUGACGGAGCAGUGGCUCAGUAGCUUUGAAUUCUCACCCGAUUACACUGUUCUCCAGCAAAAACAAGCUUAGACCGGGCCAAACUUCCUUUCUCUAAGAACGGGCUGUUUGCCCAACGUGCACAUGUAAACAUGUCAGUAGUGAUAGUCGCUGCGAGUGUACGCUGCAACAGCCUGAGGGGAGAAACAUUGACUGGCUGAGAGGAGUGAAGGACAAAAUGGCUGAACCUAUCUAAGGUCAAAAAGGCGUUUUGAUAGACGAGCUGCUUGAAGGCACAUGCUUAAAGCGACGACACACACGAGUGUGGGAAGAUUUACCGCUCCUGAGCCUACGUGUUUUGUGAGCAGGGACCGUUGAAUGUGCCAGUUUGAAGCACUGAACUUGUCAAUGCACAUGUUAAGCUUUAGAUCCGCCAGAGUUCACUGUGUGUAUUAACUCCAUCAAAGAUGGUUUAGACAGAAGUAGAAAGCUGACAGAUGUGCAUCUCUCGCCCACAUAUGUGAGAGUGAUCCUAAUAUAGUCUCAGGACAACAGAAUUCUCCAGUCGGGGCCCUACUCCUGGCCCCUGUUAAAACUUUCAUUAGCCCAAACCACCUCCUUUAAUUGCUCUGUCUCCACAGACUGAUGUUCAAACGCCUAUUGUUGCUCCUUCCUGCUGUGGGCACAGGUCCGACACAUGACCUUGACGGGCUACACAACCCCCACCCUCAUCACUGUACAUCUAGUGGUUGACAAGGACAUUACAUCUGAGCAGCUCCUCGUGGCUUUAGAAUCCACGGAAGCUCAGCUGUCGUCCUCCAGUGUCAUAACAAACAUGGCCGCAGCCGUGUUUUCAUUUCAAUGAGAGGUUGGUCGUCAAAAGUAAAGGGUGCACAACCAACCUACGCUAAGCAGAGUGUUCCCAUACUGAACACCUUUUAGGUGUUGAUAUCGUUGGGUUUAGCUGUUCACGUAGUAACAAUGGAAGACAACGAUGAAGAACCUAAUACAGGAAGUCAGGUAUCAUCCAUUGUUCAAAAUAAGUCUCUACCAUCACUCUGGUGACCAAACCCAAGGACUACGUUGAGCCUGGUCUCAAACUGUUGACAUAUCAUUCACUAGCAGCCUCACUCUUGUGUAACUACUCUGAGCCAUAGGGAGAAUCGUAUUACUUGUGCUUCUCUAGUUCUAUGUAAACUGUUUUUGUUUUUGACUCUGCUUAACCUACUUUCUGUCAUGCCCUUCCACAUACCUAGAAGUCGUCCUAAGUUUAGCCUUGUUGCCCCUGCAGGAUAUGCAGACGGUUUCAGGUAUCCCAAACAAGUAGUACAUGUAGGAUUCAGGCAAACAAAACGUGCAAGGAUAUGGGUUUCAAACAUGUUCAUUGCAGAUAUCUGCUGUGUGUGUGGUGACAGUCUGCCUGAGAGCACUCGACUCACGUUUACAAACACAACAGAACUUCAAAAGUUGCCUAACUAGCUCUCACUGUUUACACAAAAGCUCAAUAUGUGUUUAUCUGCGUCGUGAUAGUGUCUCAGCAAGGCGAGGCAAACUCCACACGGCGGUUUCAUGCAUUUUCACAUUCGAACAAGAGGGAGAGUCUACCUGGUGGGGCGACCCUGUCCUGGUAGGUGGGCUUGUAGUUGCUAAGAGUCAGCAGCAUGGCCUGAAUGGUUCCGAUGAAAAUCCCAGCCAGGCAUCCGUAAAAAAUAACGUAGAAGAGGAAGAUCUUAACUGCAGGGAGAAGAGAAGGGAAAAUGAACGAGAAGUCAAAAUGAGUGCAGACAAAGCGUGGCAUUAAACAUGAUCAAUCUUGAAUAUUGACCCGUGAGGAGUCUUCAUUUUCGGACAAAUGUAAACGGUGUCACCUUUAAUGAACUCUCAAGUCGUGUAUCGACAACGCAUCAAUGAUCCAUAAUAGACUGCCUGGUUCACAAUGAUGUGGAUUCUCCAUCUUUAUCAAUGCUUUUUUUUCUCUCUUGUAUCGUGGCCCUCCCAGCAAAACCAGAUGAGUCAUUCCUGUCAGUGUGGAGCCACCUCUCAGGAGGACCCUUCCCCCGCACUGUCAGCAAAGGCAACAGGUUCUGCCUCUCUCCCCAGCGUGCCGCCACCCUCAACACAAGACCCUAAUAAUUACAUCCACGUUUCUACUCUCACACUUGAAAUGAGCGGUUCUCCUUCGCCCACGCUCGCCCCCAUCACCUGUUGCACAUAUAACUCCGGUACUACACGGUUAUGCAACACUGCAGACUUUGUUUCUGUGACGCCUCCCUGCGUCAGAGUAUUUCCACGACUGCACCGUUUGAAGGCCCCUUCUGUUGUUUUCAUUCAAAUUAAGAAUUGCUUCCCAGCUGCCCUGAACACAUUUAAACCCCUGAAGAAUCAAGUUGUGUCCCUGACUUGUACAUGUCGUCUCACAUUUUCAGUCCUCAAUUGUGGCCGUUUUCCAACUUGCCGCCACUUUCCUGCCAGGAUGAGCCCAGUUAAACCAGUUUAACAGGUGGAUGGUGAGCAUGGCGCUUCUUCUGCACACCACUGAACUGCAUGUUGAGAGUGAGGUGGGAGGGGGGUUUCCUGUCACACACCUCACAGUCUACUCUUCAUUUGUGUACUGCCGUUUGACUAAACACUGACAUUCAAAAUGCAACAUGCGCCCUCCCUGUGUGUAUUGCUACAUAUACAUUUCAUUUUCUGGCAGUCUGCUUCAGCAAAAUGGCUGCCCAUGGAGAGAGCGGCGCAGAUGAAAGUUUUGCCCUUCAACAAGGUUCCUCUACAGCACUCUUAGAGGAGAACAUGUCUGAGGGAUGCAUCUUGAUAGCAAAGACUAGCGGCUACGCCAACGUGAUCCGACAAGUGCGGGGAUUUUAUCACCAUAGAAAUAGCCGCUCACAUGAUGAGCAUUUGCAAAACACAUUGGGUUGUGCUCCUUUCUAAAUGUUUUGCUCGGCGCACUACUGCCAUGCGUGUUUAUGGCCCACUGCGGUUCGAUAAGAUAAGCUUUAUGACAAUGAAUGUUAUACGACUGUUUGAAUAAAGCAACAAUGGCGGGAUUUAAAUGAGUUGCCAUCUUUGUAUUCGUAUGUUAAAAUCUGGAAACUCCUAUAGGAGUGGUCAUUCACAUGCAUGUGAUGAGUUGCCAAUGAACAGCCCGGUCCUGCUUGUUCAUUCACCGGGAAGGGUGGGAUUAUCAGGGUGUCCGA
This is a messenger RNA of Synchiropus splendidus (mandarinfish), 9787 nucleotides long. RefSeq names its product NME/NM23 family member 7 (gene nme7). The record is from RefSeq and is a predicted model, not a curated record. The coding region runs from base 295 to 1419 and encodes 374 amino acids. Lineage: Eukaryota; Metazoa; Chordata; Actinopteri; Syngnathiformes; Callionymidae. Gene Ontology annotation, cellular component: centrosome. Gene Ontology annotation, biological process: UTP biosynthetic process; GTP biosynthetic process; CTP biosynthetic process. Gene Ontology annotation, molecular function: ATP binding; nucleoside diphosphate kinase activity. The transcript is spliced from 12 exons.